This is a messenger RNA of Cannabis sativa, 810 nucleotides long. RefSeq lists its product as uncharacterized. Bases 1 to 810 code for a protein of 269 amino acids. The record is from RefSeq and is a predicted model, not a curated record. The transcript has a single exon. Gene Ontology annotation, molecular function: zinc ion binding. Lineage: Eukaryota; Viridiplantae; Streptophyta; Magnoliopsida; Rosales; Cannabaceae.
AUGCAAAUAUGGCUGGCCACUUACGCAUUAUCGAAGAGAGAAUCUGAUAGACAUUUACAAGUGCUUCAACUAAUAGAUCCUGCCAUUGUUGCUUAUGUUGAGAGUCUAGAAUUGGAAAAGUGGGCUCCUCCUUAUUGUCCAGGAGACAGGUACAACAUAAGGACAAACAACGCUGAUGAAAGCCUUAAUAAUGUGACAAAAGAAUUCUGGAAAUAUCCAAUAACUACUCUAGUUGAAUUCAUAAGGUUCACACUGCAAAAUUGGUUUGCUGACUGUCUCGAAAAGGUAAGUAAGUGCACUACCCCUUUAGCAACUCAUUUUGAGGAAGAUUUAGUAAAGCAACACGAGGAUGGUAGGUUUAGAAACGUCCUACGUAACUGUGCACAUUUGUUUAACGUUGGUAGAGGUUCUGAGGGUGAGAAAGGUGGUGAUGUGAACUUAGUUAUGAAAACAUGUACAUGCGGCAUGUUCCAAUUGUUAAAAAUUCCUUGUCCCCAUGCAUGUGUCGCGGCAAUUACUCAGAAUGUCAGCCUGUACGCUUUGUCCUCCCUUUAUUACACAAAAGAGGCGUGGAAGAAUACUUACGAUGCAACAAUUAAUCUUGUCGGUGAGGAGGAUGAUUGGGUGCUUCUGGAACACAUGCAGAACAUGAGAGUCGGGGUACCAGUGGAGAAGAUACCCGUAGGUUAUCCAAGGAAGAACAAUUUAGGAAGAGUACAGAGUAACCGAUAUCCAUUUAACGGUGAAAAAGUUGUGGAACAUCGCCAUUGUUCAAACUGUGGUGGCUUGGGCCACAACAAAGCUACAUGA